Molecule: messenger RNA, 4442 nt
Organism: Gorilla gorilla gorilla (western lowland gorilla)
Lineage: Eukaryota; Metazoa; Chordata; Mammalia; Primates; Hominidae
Gene: SLC25A18
Product: solute carrier family 25 member 18
Exons: 11
Coding region: 3181-4128 (315 amino acids)
Biological process (GO): malate-aspartate shuttle; aspartate transmembrane transport; L-glutamate transmembrane transport
Molecular function (GO): L-glutamate transmembrane transporter activity; L-aspartate transmembrane transporter activity
Source: RefSeq, a predicted model, not a curated record
CAGGAGUUCGAGACCAGCCUGGCCAACAUGGCAAAACCCUGCCUCUACUAAAAACACAAAAAUUAGCGGGGCGUGGUGGCGGGUGCCUGUAAUCCUGGCUACUUGGGAGGCUGAGGCAGGACAAUCGCUGGAAGCUGGGAUGCGGAGGUUGCAGUGAGCCAAGAUCGCGCCACUGCAUUCCAGCCUGAGCGACAGGAAGACUCCGUCUCAAAAAAUAAAAAAGGAGGCCAAGAUCGCGCCACUGCAUUCCAGCCUGAGCGACAGGAAGACUCCGUCUCAAAAAAUAAAAAUAAAAAAGGAGGCUCAACUGUGGGCUAGCAUAAGUUUGCUGAGCAUGCUUGAGGCAGGGUAAGCUGUGAUGUUCGGUGGGUUAGGUGGAUUCAGUGCAUUUCCAGCUGACAAUAUUUUCAACUCAUGAUGGGUUUAUCUGGAGGUGACCCCACUGGAAGUUGAGGAGCAUCUGUAAUUGGCUGUGGAAGUAAUCCUCAUUCCAUAAAAAUUUAACCACAAUUAGUACCCGUUUCCAAACCCAUGCUUGGGGCUGUCCCUUUCUAGGCAGUAAUCUGUUCACUCUCCUUUUAACCUCCAGUUGUUUGGUGUCUGAUUGUCCCCACUGAUACUCUGUUGUUAUUGGCUAACAAAUUUUUGAGCCUUUUACCCUGGUAUUAUUUUAAAACUGUUCAGUUAUUCUCCCAUGAAGUGUUUCUCCGAUAAAACAUUUUAUGCCAACCAUACUUUUCUUGUUUAGUAGUUGCAUUUCAGUAUAAUUUCUGAAACAAAACAAAAAUCAACUUUAAAGUGAAAAAUCAGGCUGGGCACGGUGGCUCACUUGAUGUCAGGAGUUUGAGAUCAGCCUGGCCAGCAUGGUGAAACCGUCUCUACUAAAAAUACAAAAAUUAGCCGGGCAUGGUGGCACACGCUUGUAAUCUCAGCUACUUAGGAAGCUGAAGCAGGAGAAUUGCUUAAACCCUGCAGGCAGAGGUUGCAGUGAGCAGAGAUCGCACCACUGCACUCCAGCCUGGGCAAGAGUGUGAGGUCCUGUCUUAAAAAAUCACUAGUAAACCCCAGAUCAGACAUGAUGCUACUCAAAUUGUGCAUCUCGAUGGAAUCUUCCAGUGGGUGGGAGGAGCACCACUCUGGCCUGGCUUCCUUCACUGUUCUGUCAGCUUUCCUAGAGCCCAGUCCAGCUGCAUCAGUGGCUGGGAUGGCAUUAGCAAACCCACUCCCUUUGCAUAUCAGUAGCACACCCUUAAAAUGCAUGCAAACUUUGAUUCCUAACUUUCAGAUUUCCUCCUACCGUGACAUGAAUUCUCACCAAACAAAGGCCAGAAUGUUUUUUUUGACAUAUUUAGCUAUUGAUAGGCUUUAAUUUUUCUUGAGACAGGGUUUCACUCUGUUGCCCAGGCUAGGUACAGUGGCAUGGUCUCAGCUCACUGCAGCCUCAAUCUCCCAGGCUCAAGCAGUCCUCUCACCACAGCCUCCCAAGCAGCUGGGACUACAGGGGCACCCCACCACACCCAGCUAAUUUUUUGUCUCACGAUGUUGCCCAGGCUGGUCUAGAACUGAGCUCAAGUGAUCUGUCUGCCUCAGCCUCCCGAAGUGCUGGGAAUUACAGGCGUGAGCCACUGUGCCCGGCCUUUAUUUUUUAUAAGGAACUUAGCCAUUUAGAGUGCUUCCAGAUUUAUCUUCUUCGGGCCAAAACCAGCAACAAAUAUAUGUACCAAAAGUUAGCAUCUUCCACUGGUUAACUGUUUCAAAACAGUGCAGUAGGCAGUGUAAAUGUGGCUCUAUUUUUGGAACUGUUACUGUUUAACGCUUGUUAAGCAUCCUGGGUAAAUAUAUCUUACACAGAUAAUCCUAGUGAGCUUCUUAAAAUAAGAGCAUAAAAGCUACUCGGGCAAGAUUUAGGGAGACAGGAAGCUAUACAUUGUUACUGUAGAUUAGUCUCAAAAGUUCUGAUCAACUUUCUAUUUUGACAUUUGGAGACAUCCAUAGGUGCUUCUCUUGUUAAAGAUUAAUGUCUCUUGUCUCUAAACCAAUUCGUGUUACUGGAAGGAAAGGCAACGCAAGUUUUAUAAAUCAGCCCCUUUGUGGGCUCCGUUUUGCUAUACUCUAUGUUCUCUGAGAGUGCUACCAACGGAAUUGAGAAAAUAACCAUCCAGACGGGCUAUUUGGGGGCUGAUCUUUACCCUGGAAUCUUCCUGGAAGGUGGACGGCCUAUGUCAUGCAGUUGUUAUGCAAGAGGUAUCAUGGGACCUUUCCUUCUGGGCGGUCAUGGAGCCGCGGCAGAGCCCUGGGUGACCCAGCAGCAGCUGCCUGCUGUGUGGCUGCCUUCACUGUCCUCCCCCACAACUGCUGUUGAUUUCUCUGCAUUGACCCUGCAGAUGUUUCCCUGGCCUUGUGGUGUUCCUUUGGACUUUUAAGGGACCUCUGUGCAUCUAUUUUAGUCCCCUUUCUGCUAGCAAUGCUCACUCCCCUAGUUUCCUUAAGCAGUUUUAUAAAAAACCUUCAGUGAAAAAUGGACUGCAAAAUACUAGCCAAGAAGGCGAAGCCAUCUGGAAAAUCCCCAGAUUUGGCUAUUGUGUGCUGCAGUCCCAGCCCCCUUCUACAGCCAUGACAUGCAUAUCAAUGCAGGUGCCCUUGAGACUCCUGCAGGUUCGAGAAAGCAUGACAUGCUCCCAGAAUCCUGGAUUUGGACAUCAUUCUGGACAGCAUAUGACAAGGACGAGGACCCCUAUUCUAGCCAGUUAAAGCUGGACAGAAUUUUUAAAAGCAAUGAAGCCAGUUCCUUGGAUAUAUCCACGGGCUUUGCUUUGAGAAGGAACUGAGUGGGCAGUGAGAAGAGUCGAGUGAAGCCUGGCCCGUGAGUGCCUCAACAACUGAGAUGAACGUCGACUCGCUUGCAGGCAAGUUGUCACUCAGCAGCGAUCUGAACUAUAUCCUGGGUUCCAGAAAAGGCAGAGGUUCUUACCGAAAGCAGGGGAGGAAGCUGCAGCCCAAGGAGGUCGUCACUUGCCGGGAAGGUGGCUCGGGCCAGGCUGCACUCAAAACCCGUGCUCUGUCCACACUGCUACGGGGCCAGAGCCAAGGAAGCUUCCACUUCUUCCCCCAGACAGCCCCAACAGCGGCUACCCCAAGGAGCCAGCAGCCUUGUGUCCUGGGAUCCCCAGCCCCUGCAGAAUGACCCACCAGGAUCUGAGCAUCACAGCCAAACUCAUCAAUGGAGGUGUAGCAGGGCUCGUGGGGGUGACCUGCGUGUUCCCCAUCGACUUGGCCAAGACUCGCCUGCAGAACCAGCAUGGGAAAGCCAUGUACAAAGGAAUGAUCGACUGCCUGAUGAAGACGGCUCGGGCGGAGGGCUUCUUCGGCAUGUACCGAGGGGCUGCAGUGAACCUCACUCUGGUCACUCCAGAGAAGGCCAUCAAGCUGGCGGCCAACGACUUUUUCCGGCAGCUGCUCAUGGAAGAUGGGAUGCAGCGGAACCUGAAGAUGGAGAUGCUUGCCGGGUGUGGGGCUGGGAUGUGCCAGGUAGUGGUGACCUGUCCCAUGGAAAUGCUCAAGAUUCAGCUGCAGGAUGCUGGACGCCUGGCCGUCCAUCAUCAGGGCUCGGCCUCAGCACCCUCCACCUCCAGGUCCUACACAACUGGUUCGGCUUCCACCCACAGGCGCCCCUCUGCCACCCUCAUUGCCUGGGAGCUGCUCCGCACUCAGGGCCUGGCUGGGCUCUACAAGGGCCUGGGUGCCACUCUCCUCAGAGACAUUCCUUUCUCCAUCAUCUACUUCCCACUGUUUGCCAACCUUAACAACCUGGGGUUCAACGAGCUCGCCGGUAAGGCGUCCUUUGCACAUUCCUUUGUGUCAGGCUGUGUGGCAGGUUCCGUAGCUGCGGUCGCAGUGACGCCUCUAGAUGUUCUGAAAACUCGAAUCCAAACCCUCAAGAAAGGCCUGGGUGAGGACAUAUACAGUGGGAUCACCGACUGUGCCAGGAAACUCUGGAUUCAGGAGGGACCAUCUGCCUUCAUGAAAGGCGCUGGCUGCCGGGCACUGGUCAUAGCACCUCUCUUUGGGAUUGCUCAAGGGGUCUAUUUUAUUGGGAUUGGAGAGCGCAUCUUAAAGUGUUUUGACUAGACAGAGCUGGAGGUCAAGUCCCUGCGCUCGCCGCCCUCUCUCUAGCUGUUUUACUUAGCCUAGAGGGGGCAAGGGCAGGUGGGGCCAUUCUGGCCUGCCUGGUCCUCUGCGUUGUAGUGCUACCUCAAUCUCGGGAGAAACAGCCCUAUAUUCUAACAAGUUGAGCACAGCCUUCUUCCCCUUCGUGUCUACGCUCGUUUUCCUUUGUGGGCACAGCUACCAGAGGCUUUUGGAAGCCCCUAACCACCUACUUUUCAACAAAAAUGGUACUUUCGUUGUAUUAAUUGCAGGACCUUAACAGGUAGUCACAAUAG